AUGGCUACGAAGUUUUUGGUAAAAGCCCUCGAAGAGCUCGGCCUUGUCUCCCUCUGGUCCUCAACGCUGGACGUCAAGCUCCUCUGCGCCCAGCGAUUUGUCCGGCUUUUUGCGUAUGGCGGCUCGACGCUCAUUCUCGUUGCGUAUCUGUCUGAGCUGGGUAUCUCCAAAGAGAUGAUUGGGCUCUUUAUGACCUUGACGCUGAUUGGAGAUACGGUCAUCAGCUUGGUCUUGACGCUAUUCGCAGAUGGGUUAGGGAGGAAGGCAAUACUGGCUCUUGGGGCAGCGUUGAUGGCUAUGAGUGGGGUUGUGUUUGCAUUGUCUACAAAUCAAUGGGUCUUACUGGUGGCUGCUAUUGUGGGGGUUAUUAGUCCAAAUGGGAACGAAAUAGGUCCCUUUAGAGCAGUCGAAGAAUCAACACUCGCCCACCUCACCCCCACUGCGAACCGUGGAGACAUAUAUGCUUGGUACUCUUUGAUUGGCACAGCUGGAACGGCAGUUGGAAUGGUCACCUCGGGAUGGGCUAUCCAGUAUAUGAGAUCAAAUCUGAAGUGGGAUGUUUUACGGUCCUAUAGAAUGGUAUUCUGGGGCUAUGCAAUUUUUGGAAUUAUCAAGUUCAUACUCUCAAUAACCCUCAGUAAGAACAUUGAGGCAGAAAAGAAACCCGCCCCUACGGAAGAUACUGAAACCGCACCUCUCUUGGGAGAUGGUUCUGAGGAAGCCGAGACGAAGAAGUCCUACUUCAGGUCCCUGAUACCAGAUAUCAGUGCAGAGAGUCGGAUAAUCGUAGUUAAUAUAUGUAUUCUGUUUAUGUUAGAUGCAUUUGGCUCUAGCCUAGCACCACAAUCCUGGGUAACCUAUUUCUUCCACGACAAGUUUGGCUUGGGUGAAGGCAAGCUUGGCUCCUUGUUCUUCGUAACAUCUAUUAUCUCAGCAAUAUCAAUGCUUCUCGCCUCCUCAAUAGCCAAGCGAUUAGGCAAUGUCCAGACCAUGGUAUUCACACACCUCCCAUCCGCCAUCUUGCUCGCUUUGAUCCCCAUCCCCUCCUCCCUUCCCGUCGCCAUGCUCUUCCUCAUUCUCCGCGCCUGCACGCAAUCCAUGGAAGUAGCGCCGCGCUCCGCUUUCCUCGCAGCAGUUGUGCUUCCCAACGAACGCACAGCCGUCAUGGGCGUCAUCAAUGUUGCAAAGACGUCAGCGCAGAGUUUCGGUCCGCUUAUUACUGGUGUGCUGGCGCAGCAUGGGCUUUUUUGGGUCGCGUUUGUGACGGCGGGGACGUUAAAGGCGAUCUAUGAUAUAGGGUUUCUGGCUAUUUUUGUGGGACAUAAGACGUAUGACGAUAGAGCCGAGGAGGAGAGGUUGGCCGAGGAAGAGGAAAGUUUGAGGGAGGGUGAGGAUCCUGAUGAGCGGUGA
Molecule: messenger RNA, 1410 nt
Organism: Lachnellula hyalina
Lineage: Eukaryota; Fungi; Ascomycota; Leotiomycetes; Helotiales; Lachnaceae
Exons: 3
Coding region: 1-1410 (469 amino acids)
Biological process (GO): transmembrane transport
Cellular component (GO): fungal-type vacuole membrane
Molecular function (GO): transmembrane transporter activity
Source: RefSeq, a predicted model, not a curated record